CGCGCCUCCACGGAGCGCAAGCUGCGGCGGUUCCAGUCGGUGGAGAGCGGCGCCAACAACGUCGUCUUUAUCAGGACGCGGGGCAUAGAACCUGAGAACCUGGUGCACCAUAUAUUAAAGGAUAUGCAUACUACUAAAAAGAAGAAAACAAGAGUCAUUCUGCGCAUGUUACCCGUUUCUGGAACUUGCAAAGCUUUUAUGGAGGAUAUGAAAAAAUACACGGAAACGUUUUUUGAGCCUUGGUUUAAAGCCCCUAAUAAGGGUACUUUUCAGAUUGUUUAUAAAGCUCGUAAUAACAGUCAUAUGAGUAGGGAAGAAGUAAUCAAAGAACUGGCAGGAAUUGUGGGCAGCCUCAAUCCAGAAAAUAAAGUGGAUCUUAAUAACCCGCAAUAUACUAUUGUGGUGGAAAUAAUAAAAAACGUCUGUUGCUUGAGUGUAGUGAAAGACUAUGUUCUAUUCAGAAAAUACAAUCUGCAGGAGGUGGUGAAGAGCAACAAAGAAGAUGCACAGCAAAAGCCAUCAAACGUGACAGAAGAAAAAAACUCGAAGGUAGUAAAACCAGAAGUGGAGGAGGAGGAGGAGGAGAACUCAAAAGAAGUAAAACAGGAGAACAAGAAUGAGGGUGAACUAGAAACCAAGCCCGAGGGGAAGGAUAUGCUCACAGUGUAAAAAAACAAAAAAACAAACAAACAAAAACCCCCCAAACACGAUAGAAGGGAAAGA
Molecule: messenger RNA, 723 nt
Organism: Struthio camelus australis
Lineage: Eukaryota; Metazoa; Chordata; Aves; Struthioniformes; Struthionidae
Source: RefSeq, a predicted model, not a curated record